CACACACAUAUAGACCAUGGCGCUGGAGAACUCCGUCUUCCCGUCCCGCCCCGACUCCCUGGCGCUCCCCGUGGAGGAGAAGGGCGUAGGGGAGGCGGCGGAGGCGGCAACGGAGGCCUCCGCCGCCUCCCCCGGGGUCUUCAACGUGUCGGAGGAGCUGGGCCACGUCGUCACCACGCAGACCGCGCCGUCCCCCUCGCCCCCGGCCAAGGUCAAAAGGUCGUUCCAGUCCAAGCUGGCCGAGCGGGAGGCCAACGCCAAUCAGCACGUCAAGAAGGUCCAGGGCCCUGAGAAGGAGCGCGGGCGAUUCGGAUGGGCCCGGGCUCGGCGUAAGCGGCAGCGCUACGUGGAGAAGAACGGGCGUUGCAACGUGCAGCACGGCAACAUGCGCGAGACGUACCGCUACCUGACCGACAUCUUCACCACGCUGGUGGACCUCAACUGGCGCUGCUCGCUCUUCGUCUUCGUCAUGGCCUAUGCCGUCACGUGGCUCUUCUUUGGCGCCAUCUGGUACCUCAUAGCCUACUGCAGGGGGGAUCUGGACCAUCUGGAGGAUGAGGCGUGGACGCCGUGCGUGAACAACGUCAACGGUUUCAUAUCCGCCUUUCUCUUCUCCAUCGAGACGGAGACGACGAUCGGCUACGGAUACCGCGUCAUCACCGACCAGUGUCCAGUGGGCACCAUGCUGCUGCUGCUGCAGGCCAUCCUGGGCUCGAUGGUCAACGCGUUCAUGGUCGGCUGUAUGUUUGUGAAGAUCUCACAGCCUAACAAACGAGCCGAGACGCUUGUGUUCUCCAAGCACGCCGUCAUCUCUCUGAGAGACGACAAGCUAUGCCUGAUGUUCAGGGUGGGCGACCUUCGGAGUUCUCACAUCGUGGGGGCCAACAUGAGGGCCAAAUUAAUCAAGUCCAAGCAGACUCAAGAGGGUGAGUUCAUCCCUCUGGACCAAACAGACAUCAGUGUUGGCUUUGAGACGGGCGAUGACCGCCUCUUCCUUGUCUCGCCGCUGGUCAUCUCCCAUGAAAUCGACUCUCGUUCGCCUUUCUGGGACAUGUCGCAGGCCCAGCUGGAGAAGGAGGAUUUCGAGAUUGUGGUCAUCCUGGAAGGAAUGGUUGAGGCCACCGGGAUGACGUGCCAGGCGCGGAGCUCCUACCUGGGGGAGGAGGUGCUGUGGGGCCACAGGUUCAGCCCCAUGAUGUUGCUGGCGGAGGGCUUCUUUGAUAUUGACUACGGAGCCUUUCAUCACACGUUUGAGGUGGGCACGCCCUCCUGCUCGGCGCGAGAGCUGGCUCUGGCGGCGGCCAGACUGGACGCUCACCUCUACUGGUCCAUCUCCAGCAGGCUGGAUGAGGAGCCCACGCUUGCCGAGCAAGCUACCAAGCAGUCGGACGGCAGCUCGGCCAACAGCAAGGCGGGGGAGCCGAUGUUCACCGUCGGGGAGAUGACGGACAUCCAGGAGCAAUCCGCUUUGGGCGAGCUGAACGGCAGCGUCACCACCGAUCAAUCCGAAACAGAGGCCUAGAACAGAGAAUGUUUACAAAGAACCUCCAGUAUAUCACCACCACAUCAUAGCUGCGUGUUAAAGACUCUUUUAAGGCCGACGUGUAGUUUCAAUAGACCCACAUGUCCCGCAGUAAAUGCCAUAAUCUUGUGUUACCUUAUAAAACAAAAAAACAACCUUUAUUUUUUAAUAUUUUGUCUUUGAUUUGUUAUAAGUGUACUCCAUGUGCAUAUCUGAUUUUGUUGUUUUUGCUCUAAUCACCCUUGCCUAUAUCUACUUUAAAACGACAAUACUAUGCUUCGGGUGGGUUUAACCACGGUCUAUCUUGUGGACAGAAAGAAUGUUGCACUGACAGUGAUUAGUCUUUUUUUUUUGUUUGUUUUUGCAGACAGACGGUGGUUUGACAUGAAACGUUAAGUAUAUUAAGUGUUACCGUUUAAAAUAGGUACAGUGCAUAGAUGCUUUGUUGUCAGCUGGACAGA
Messenger RNA from Fundulus heteroclitus (mummichog), 1983 nucleotides. Its product is annotated as G protein-activated inward rectifier potassium channel 3-like. Gene Ontology annotation, molecular function: inward rectifier potassium channel activity. Lineage: Eukaryota; Metazoa; Chordata; Actinopteri; Cyprinodontiformes; Fundulidae. The transcript is spliced from 7 exons. Gene Ontology annotation, cellular component: plasma membrane. Gene Ontology annotation, biological process: potassium ion import across plasma membrane; regulation of monoatomic ion transmembrane transport. The record is from RefSeq and is a predicted model, not a curated record. The coding region runs from base 17 to 1522 and encodes 501 amino acids.